Messenger RNA from Tripterygium wilfordii, 1209 nucleotides. RefSeq lists its product as uncharacterized. Lineage: Eukaryota; Viridiplantae; Streptophyta; Magnoliopsida; Celastrales; Celastraceae. The record is from RefSeq and is a predicted model, not a curated record. The coding region runs from base 1 to 1209 and encodes 402 amino acids. The transcript has 8 exons.
AUGGCAACAUGGGUUACAAUAGCAUUUCUGUUUGUUUGGUCUUUUCUUGAGCUUCAUAUUGGAAUUGAAGCACAAAAAUUAUCCAAAGAAGAAGAUAUUGAAUUGGAGAAGGAACUCAAGCUUCUAAAUAAGCCAGCUGUUACAACUAUUGAGACAAUAUAUGGAGAAAAGUAUGAUUGUGUGGAUUUUUAUAAACAACCAGCAUUCGAUCAUCCUGCAUUGAAGAAUCAUAAUUUUCAUCAUCAGAUGAGACCGAGUUCAUAUCCUAAGAACUGGAAAACAUUCAAAAAUUCCUCAACAACUAAUCGAUCAAAAAACUUGUGGAUAAAUGGUAAAGGUUGUCAUGCUGGUACUGUUCCUAUCAAGAAAACAACUAAAGAAGAUCUCAUCAACGCCAAAUUGGCUUCAAAAAUAUAUCAUACACAGUACAAGCCAUUCACACAACAAGAACAGGGUACACAUUAUGCUAUAUUGCACACAAACUAUGGUACCGGAAAAGUAUUCAUUGGAGGUGGAAUGGAAUCAACCGUAUACAACCCAAAACCAAUCACCGGUACUCAAUACAGUUCUUCUCAAGUAAAGGUCGCAAAUGGUGCAGAGAGUAUAGAAGUUGGAUGGACGGUUAAUCCUACCCUAAACAACGAUGAUCGGACAGGUGCAGCACGGUGUUUGAACUUACACUGUGCUGGUUUUGUACUCACUCGAAAUGAUAAUGCUAUCGAUCAAACGCUUGAGCCUGUGUCUGAGAGGGGAGGAACUAUAUUUGUUAAAAGAUUUCUAAUUUAUCGGGAUUCACCUAGUGGGCAUUGGUGGCUUGCACUUGGCCCAGAACGAACCAAGAUUGGAUUUUGGCCAAAUCAUAUUUUCACUGAGUUGACAAAGGUGGCAACCUAUAUAGAAUGGGGUGGAAAAGUGUACAGUCCUCCCAACGUUCCUAGUCCGCCCAUGGGUACUGGUUUUGGGUUGUGUAAACAUUUCCUUUGUCAACAUACCUUGUUGGACGCAUAUUGCUGCAGGAUUGGCACUGUAAAUGAAAGUUAUGUGAUUGUUAAAGCUACAGAGACAUCUUCUUAUGCUGACAUCCCAGACCAUUAUCAAGUUUUGGAUGACGGCAUUUAUGAUAAUUUUGGGCACAUCAUCUAUUUUGGGGGCCCUGGCGCAGCCAACCUGCAAAUGGAGAAGUCCAGUGGUGUGGACUUCAAGAGGUAG